AUGAAUCUAACAUUUCUCUUUUUUGUGAGUUUUAUCAUCAGGUGCUAUGCCAAGCAAAGUGCAUACUAUGAGAAUUCGACUUUAACACCCGAAGUAGUAACCUCCACCACUGAUGAAAGUUCCGUUGUGGAUUCACCUUCGAUUGAGAUAAUUGUAACUGCUUCAGUAGGGCAGAUUUUUACGUUGACUGAAGAUGAAACGAUGGUUACAUCGACCUCUUAUGUUUUCUCCACUUACACUUCAACUGCCUGCCCUACUUGUACCGGUCAAGGAAACUCCGAAACCUUGGAUCAAGUCUCAACAAGUACAUCUCCUGAUGCUACUAGUGCCGUUGACUCCACAGUAACUACUUUGGUUGAAAUUACGACUACGAAUUCAGAAGGAUCUCAACAAGUUACAACUUCAAUUGCGCAGGUUUCAACUUCGACUACUACCAUCAAUGGUGUAAUUAGCGUUUACACUACGUGGUGCGCUUUCGAGGAAACUUCCUCGCUCAACUCCCAGAGUUCACAGAGUGAUUUGUCUUCAAGUGGCCCUACAACAACUUUUGGAACAGAAGAAUACUCAAGUACAGGAUCAUCAGGAAGUACAGGCUUUACGCCUACUUCACUUUCAGCAUCUGCUUCUCUCACUUCAGAUGCCAACAGCGAAGUCCCAAUUUCCCGAACAGAGAGCUUGAUAGGUGAUACAUCUGCCCGAUCAACAAGCACUGAUAAUUUAUCAUCAACAGAAAUGUAUGUUUCCUCAGAAAAUGGUUCAAGAGUCACAUCAAGUAUUGCAGCAUCUGUUACAGAUUCUGCUGUCGAGUCCUCGAUUGAAAGCUACAAUUCUGGAAGCAGCUCAGAAACAAUAUCUGAUAUCUCAUCUUCAAUUGCAGGGUCUGUUGUUUAUUCCUCGACAGAGAUGUACCUAUCUGAAAGCACUACUGAAUUAGCAUCCCAUAGUAGGUCGGAUUCUACUGCUGAGUCCUCAACGGAAACUUACUAUUCGGGCAGCACUUCAGUAACAGCCUCCGAUUCUCUAUCUUGGAUAACGGAUACCGGUGACCAGUCCUCAUCGGAAACAUAUUAUUCAGACAGUAGGACGUUGUUCAGUACUGUUUCUUCUUCUGCUGCUGAAUCAGAAUCAGUAUCCAACUCUCUAUUGUCCGUUCCAGCGUCUACUACAGAAAUGUAUGACUCAAGCACUUCAGUAUUCGACUCCUUCGCUUCAGGCACAAACUCUGCAACUCAGUCCUCCUCGGAGAUUUAUUAUUCGGGGAGUACAACUGUUUCCAGUAUUGCUUCCUCUGCUACUGAAUUCUCGAUGGAAACAGAUCAAUCCGGAAUUACUUCAACAGCGACAUUCAGUGAUGUUCCAACAAAUUCAACCGCUAGCGUUAUAUCUUCGACGGAGAGUAGUCUCUAUUAUGGCAGCAGCUCGGAAGGCAUGAACAACAGUUCCGGAACAAUUGUACCGAGCACAUCUUAUGAUGACUCCUCGAGUUCGUCAAUCUACGAAAGUCCGACCUCGAUUUUGUCCACUAUCACUUCUACCAUGUCUGCAGACGUCAUUGGAUCGAGUAAAACAGUUUACACUGCAGUUUUGUCAACUGUCACAACCGUGGACAAAGGCGUAAGCACCAUUUACACAACAUGGUGUCCUUUAGACUCUGCUGGGGAAAUUCAGACAACCAGUUACGACAGCUCUGGCACGAUUAGUUCUCAGAUAUCAUCUACCGCAUCUGACAGUUCGAUUUGGAACACCACUGCCGGCGAAACUUUCACGGAUUACAUUAGCGGAAGUACCACCAGUUCAUCUUUUGCUAAUGAAACAACUCAUUCCUCAUUCACACUAGUUACUCUGACAAUAACUUCAUGUUCGCAUAAUGGCUGCUCUCAUUCGAUUGUGACCACAACAACUCCGGUCACCGAUACCAAUACAGAUGUCUUCCCCUCUAGCACAUCUCACAGCUCAGUCAACAAUAUGUCCUCAAUUUCUUGCUCGGGCACUGAAUGCCUUGAGACUUCUCUGUCUGGAUCAAACAGUUAUUCCACUAUUAUCUCCGAGUCUACGAGCCUGUACAAUAAAAGCUCCUACACUAGCUCCCUCUCAAUCUCACCAUCAUUUACAUUUGACAACACGGAAAGCACUUUUAACGCCAGCACUACAAGCUUUUCAAUAACUUCUGUUGAUUCAAGCGCUUCGGAGACAUGCAUCUCUUGUCAUGAGACGGCCAACAAGACGAUAAGUAGUGGUGAGCAUUCUACUUCGAGCGAAGGUUCUACAGCUGGCAGCUCAUUGGAAACAACCCCAUCGUCGACCUUGUAUUCCAAUGCAUCCUUUGACGUUAGACCAACAGAAAGCUGCUCAGGGAAUGAAUGCGAAACCUCGCUCAGUGUAUCAAUCACUGCCAGUGAGACGUCUUCUGACAUCUCUUCCUCUCAGGUCAUCAGUUCUAGCAGUAUUGCAGCUAAUGAGAGUUCAGGAUCUUCGCAGGUAUCUUCGACAGAAAGCACCACCACUUAUCCUUCGUCAACACUCUCAACCGUGAUCACUACAUCCGAAGGCAUUGAAACAACUUACACAACUUGGUGCCCACUUACUGUUUCAACCGUGACAACUACAUCCGAAGGCAUCGAAACAACUUACACCACUUGGUGCCCAAUCACGACUCCAGAAAGUAGCACCACUACUUCAUGUCAAGGUGAUCAAUGUUCUACGUCUUCCACCGCAAUAUCUAACAGUGAGACAACAGCUUCUGCAACUUCUGUCUCUUCUGUCUCUUCUGUCUUUUCCUCUCAGAUCAUCAGUUCUAGCAGUAUUGCAGCUAAUGAGAGUUCAGGAUCUUCGCAGAUAUCUUCGACAGAAAGCACCACCACUUAUCCUUCGUCAACACUCUCAACCGUGAUCACUACAUCCGAAGGCAUUGAAACAACUUACACAACUUGGUGCCCACUUACGGUUUCAACCGUGACAACUACAUCCGAAGGCAUCGAAACAACUUACACCACUUGGUGCCCAAUCACGACUCCAGAAAGUAGCACCACUACUAUAUGUCAAGGUGAUGAAUGCUCAACAAAUUACAGUGCGAUCACUAGCAAUGAAACCACAAAAUCUCUAACAGACCAUUCUUCUGUCUAUUUAAACUCGGGCCUCAGCAGCACGGGCACCACCGUUGUUCCUUCCUCUUAUUCGGUCUCUACUGUUACCACAACAACCAAUGGAGUCGAAACCCAAUACACAACGUGGUGUCCGAUAACUUCGACGAUAGAGUCAUGUUCUGAUGAAGGUUGUCAUCCUACAACAACGAAAUCUACUUCAUAUUCAUCGAAAAAUGAAACCAACUCCGGUGUCACGGCAACCGAUUUCUGUAGCGAAUGCUCAACUUCGAUAACACAGUCCGGUAAUUCGAGCAUUGCUCCGUCUGAAAGUAGACCUGAGUCGACGAUUACCACUGAACAUUGUGAAGGAGACAUAUGCUCGACAUCAGAAUCGUCAUUCUCUACAGAUGUUGCCUCAAGUACCACUUCAUCAGGAGUAAGCAAAACAACUGCUCAUUCAUGUAAGGGUGAGGGUUGCUCGACGACAAGUUCCGAUAUCCAGUCGACCACUAAUACGCAGGUGAGCACUGACUCAGAAAGUACUGUCAUGACGCCUACUUCUAGCGCGUCAAGCAUUUCCUCAGUAUAUUCUUCCAGUUCGUUUCCCACCACAAAGUUAGAGUCCUGCACCGAUGAUACAUGUCAAACUUCGAGUAGCGAGACAUCUUACACAUCCAGUGAUUCAAGGGCAGAGUCUGCAAGUACAAGCGGUAUAACUACUCUUUUUCACUCUGUCUCAACUAUCACCACGACAACAAAUGGUGUAGUAACGGAAUACACAACUUGGUGUCCAUUGUCCUCGACUACCAAGGUGGAUUCUUGCACUGACGACAAAUGUCGCUCUACAAACACAGAAUCAAGUUCCCCAUCAUCUUCAGCAGGUACAACGCACACCUCGGAUACUUCUACGACAAUUGCACAAACAACUACUUCCGGUAGCAGUAACGAAUACUCAACUACAAGUACUGACAACCCACCUGACAGUGAAAAUAGCCGUGUCAGCUCUACUUCUUCAACCACAAUCGUAAGCACAACUACUCAGUCCUGUGAGGAUGAAAAUUGCUCAACAGCUAGUGCUGAGAAACCACACGAUGAUACUAGCCAAAUCACGUCUGCCUCUACCACGGUUACUCCAACCCAAUCCUGUCAUGGUGACGAAUGCUCAACAACUACAGAGAAUCCCUCUACCACUGAUACUACAAAAUUCACCUCUACUUCGUCGAUAACAAUUACAACCACCCAAACCUGUGAAGAUGGAAAAUGCCUAGAAUCUACACUUACUCCAUCUACAACCGAUGGCAAGACCAUCACUACCGCUUCUUCAGGGACGAUAACAAGCCCAACAACCCAAUUGUGUGAAGGAGACGAAUGUUCUACCGCGGUAACUGAUGAGACGGAGAAUGCUUCUUUAACCAGAUCCACGGUAUCAGUGACUGUCUUAGUUCCGGUGACUUUCACUUCCAGUGACAGCGAAGGAAAGCCAGUAAUCACGACAAGUUCAUCUGCUCAGAUAACUGAAAGUGUCGUAGGGACAAAUAACAACGGGUUCCAUUCAACAACUGGAACUCCAGUUGGUGGGUCAAGCACAAGUUCAACAAGUUCAACCAGCAUAGCUGGAACUCCAGUGUCACCUAAUGGUCCAACACAAUUGACCAGCUACUCGGGAUUGGCCCCAGGACGAGUAAUAAAUAAAAUGUUUGUGCUUCCUUUGCUGCUUGCUCUGGUCUGA
Molecule: messenger RNA, 4812 nt
Organism: Torulaspora delbrueckii
Lineage: Eukaryota; Fungi; Ascomycota; Saccharomycetes; Saccharomycetales; Saccharomycetaceae
Exons: 1
Coding region: 1-4812 (1603 amino acids)
Source: RefSeq, a predicted model, not a curated record